AUGGGCCAAGUUAAGUUGACGCAAGUUCUUGACGCGAGGGACUACAUGGGAGAGAGCGCACUGAAAGCGUAUCUAGAAACAGAGACACAGGCGUAUCUAGAAACAGAGACGCAGGCGUAUCUAGAAACAGAGACACAGGCGUAUCUAGAAACAGAGACACAGGCGUAUCUAGAAACAGAGACACAGGCGUAUCUAGAAACAGAGACACAGGCGUAUCUAGAAACAGAGACGCAGGCGUAUCUAGAGACAGAGACACAGGCGUAUCUAGAGACAGAGACACAGGCGUAUCUAGAAACAGAGACACAGGCGUAUCUAGAAACAGAGACGCAGGCGUAUCUAGAAACAGAGACGCAGGCGUAUCUAGAAACAGAGACGCAGGCGUAUCUAGAAACAGAGACGCAGGCGCAUCUAGAAACAGAGACACAGGCGCAUCUAGAAACAGAGACGCAGGCGUAUCUAGAAACAGAGACACAGGCGUAUCUAGAAACAGAGACACAGGCGUAUCUAGAAACAGGGACGCAGGCGUUUCUAGAAACAGAGACGCAGGCGUAUCUAGAAACAGAGACGCAGGCGUAUCUAGAAACAGAGACGCAGGCGUAUCUAGAAACAGAGACACAGGCGUAUCUAGAAACAGAGACGCAGGCGUAUCUAGAAACAGAGACGCAGGCGUAUCUAGAAACAGAGACGCAGGCGUAG
Nematostella vectensis (starlet sea anemone) is the source of this 696-nucleotide messenger RNA. RefSeq names its product germ cell nuclear acidic protein-like. Bases 1 to 696 code for a protein of 231 amino acids. The transcript is spliced from 2 exons. The record is from RefSeq and is a predicted model, not a curated record. NCBI's taxonomy places the organism in Eukaryota, Metazoa, Cnidaria, Anthozoa, Actiniaria, Edwardsiidae.